Molecule: messenger RNA, 1485 nt
Organism: Microsporum canis CBS 113480
Lineage: Eukaryota; Fungi; Ascomycota; Eurotiomycetes; Onygenales; Arthrodermataceae
Product: sugar transporter
Exons: 5
Coding region: 1-1485 (494 amino acids)
Biological process (GO): transmembrane transport; carbohydrate transport
Cellular component (GO): membrane
Molecular function (GO): carbohydrate:proton symporter activity
Source: RefSeq, a predicted model, not a curated record
AUGUUUAAUACUGGGAACAUCUAUGUUAUUGCGGCCGUCUCCGUCAUCGGUGGCGGCCUCUUCGGUUUUGACAUCUCGUCGAUGUCUGCCAUUCUCGGCACCGAUCAGUACAAGUGCUACUUCAACCAGUAUGGCCCCGGCCAGUGUGGUGGCCCUAAGCCUGCUGUGCAGGGCGGCAUCACUGCUUCCAUGGCUGGCGGAUCCUGGCUUGGAGCGUUGAUAUCAGGCUUCGUCUCGGAUUUCCUUGGCCGAAAGAAGGCCAUCAUGGUUGGAGCGAUAAUCUGGAUUAUCGGCUCCGUAAUCACUUGUGCGGCUCAGAAUAUCGCUAUGCUGAUUGUUGGCCGAAUCAUUAACGGGUUGAGUGUCGGUAUCUGCUCUGCACAGGUACCUGUCUAUAUCUCAGAAGUUGCACCUCCUACCAAGCGUGGCCGUCUUGUCGGAUGCCAACAGUGGGCAAUCACCUGGGGCAUUCUCAUCAUCAUAUCGUAUGGAUGCAGCUUUAUCAAGGGCCCCGCUGCAUUCCGUGUCCCGUGGGGUUUGCAGGCCAUCCCGGCCGUCCUUUUAUUUUUCGGUAUGAUGCCGCUUCCCGAGUCACCGCGAUGGCUGGCUCGUAAUGACCGCUGGGAUGAGUGCCAUCAGGUUCUUACCCUAGUCCAUGGUCAUGGUAACCCAAACUCGCCAUUCGUACUCCGUGAGCUCCAGGAGAUCAGGGAUAUCUGCGAAUUUGAAAGGGCAAAUGCCGAUGUCUCCUACCUUGAGCUCUUCAAGCCAAACAUGAUCAACCGCACCCAUAUCGGCGUCUUUACCCAGAUCUGGAGUCAGUUGACUGGCAUGAACGUCAUGAUGUACUACAUCACAUAUGUAUUUGGAAUGGCCGGUUUGACCGGCAACACCCUCUUGAUUUCCAGUAGUAUUCAAUACGUCAUCAACGUUGCCAUGACAGUUCCAGCGCUACUCUGGAUCGACCGCUGGGGUCGACGUCUCCCUCUCCUUGUCGGAGCCUUCCUCAUGAUGACCUUCCUGUUUGUCAAUGCUGGCCUGCUGGCCGGCCGUGGUCAUGCUGCUCCACCAGGCGGCCUCAACGGCGUCGAAGCCGAAUCCUGGGAGAUCACCGGCGCCCCAAGCAAGGCUGUCAUUGCAUGUUCCUACCUUUUCGUUGCAUCGUUUGCUCCCACCUGGGGGCCCGUUUCCUGGAUAUACCCUCCCGAGCUGUUCCCCCUUCGAGUCCCUUUUGUCAGCAUCCAGUGGAAGACGUAUGUGCUCUUUGCCGUCUUCUGCGCCGCCAUGUUCAUCCAUGUCUUCUUCAUGUUCCCUGACACCGCAGGCAAGACGCUGGAGGAGGUAGAACAGAUGUUCACUGAUCCCAAGGGACCCAAGUAUAUCGGUACUCCAGCCUGGAAGACAAAGAGCAGCUUCAACCGUGCCACUCAGAUUGAGGAGACUGGGACUGCUCACACAGACAAGCUGGAACCCAGCCAUGUGUAA